AUGGUACGACAGUGGCAUUCUCUUGCAUUUGAAUACGCUAGUGUGAGCUUGACAUAUGAAAGCGACAUUUCUCCUGCGCUUCAGGGAAUCGCGGCGCGUUUCCAAGAGAGUCGACACACUGAAUACCUUGCUGGCUUGUGGGCGGAUUUUCUGCCACUUGAUCUGUUCCGGGCUGUCAAACGAGCAAGCAAUGUGUGGUGUCUUUUUAGAGAAUGUGCAGACUACCGAGCACCAACUUGGUCUUGGGCAUCACGCAUUGACGCACAACUUACAUGGCUCAACUGGUGGGAACAUACGAUAUUGUAG
Macroventuria anomochaeta is the source of this 306-nucleotide messenger RNA. RefSeq lists its product as uncharacterized. The transcript has a single exon. The record is from RefSeq and is a predicted model, not a curated record. Lineage: Eukaryota; Fungi; Ascomycota; Dothideomycetes; Pleosporales; Didymellaceae. Bases 1 to 306 code for a protein of 101 amino acids.